AUCGCAUGCUAGUUUAUAUCGUGUCUAUGCAUCGCUUUUGUUUGUAAGUGGAUUGUGAAGUUUAACAGAAUUUAAUAUCAAAAAGAUGAACAUCGUCAAACAUAACUUUCUACCCUUGAUUGUUGUGACAACGACGCUGAUAUCCGUUUCUCACAGUAAAACGUCUGCAAAGCCUGUGAACACAACGUUCCUAUUGAACGGCUCUGACAGUAUCAGCUCUCAGGACUGGAACCAGGAGCCGAGCAUUGUUGCCCAGAUGAUUAAGACGAUUGAUUUCAGAAAGAGUGUUUGUAACAGGAGUCUUACUGAUACUGAAGUUGACUUCUAUCCUUAUCCCGGGAACUGCACAAAGUUUGUUCAGUGCUGGAGACAAGGGGUAAAAUUGUACUCGUGUCCAUUCGGACAAUUUUGGGACGCUGUCGCAAUCACAUGCAGACCUUCGUCCCUUGUGCAGUGCACUGCAGAUCCAUGCAAGCAAUCACGGCCUAAAUCUACUUUCGGUAUGAAAGAGUAUGGUUGUCGAGCCUAUUGGAAGUGUGUAGACGGUUCCAGUGUUGGACAUUGCUGUCCGAAUGGUAGUGCCUAUGUGGACGGGAGGGAAUGUCUAGAAAAUGUCGAGUGUACCGAGAAGUGUCCACCUAGCAAAGAAAUUGCAGUCAGAUCAAAAUGUGACAAGAAGCCUCACUUGGAUAAACGUUAUUAUAUUGAGCUUGUAUAUGGACGUGGAGAAAUAGUCCGUCCAUGUCCUGCAGGAACUAUUUUCUUCAAAGAAAAGUGUACAUGUGAUAUCGGUCUGUCCGGGCUUCUACCUAAAACCCGUGAUGAAAGACUGUGUAAAAAGCCAGCCGAUAUCGUUUUCGUUGUUGAUGGCUCGGAUAGUAUAAACAAUGCAGAUUUUGUGAGAUUGAAGAAUUUUGUAGCCAACCUUAUUGACAACUUUGAGAUUGGUACUGACGCAAUCAACGUUGGUAUUAUUGUUUACAGUACACUCGUUGGAGAAAAGGUCGGCCUUUAUCCACCAAAGAACAAGUUCAUAUUGAAAGCCUUAGCUAACAACUUGGAGCAUCCGAAAUUCGGUACAGAUACAGCAGCCGGUAUACAAGCUGCGCGUGAAAUGAUCAGUCAGCAGGGUAGACCAGACGCUCCUCAAAUGAUCGUUGUCAUCACAGAUGGCCGGUCGACCAAUCCGUGAAACACUAUAGUUCAGGCCAGCGUCGCUAAAGCUCAAGGAAUUGAAAUUGUUGCUGUGGGUGUUGGACAGGAUAUCUUCUCAGAGGAACUGAAUAAAAUCGCUAGCAGUCCGAAAUAUGUGUCAGUGCAUGCGGAUUUCAGAGCUCUAGAAAACUCUGUUAAUGCUUUUGCGGAUCUGGUCUGUACUUGUAAGUUUGUUCUUUUUAAAAUCAUUUUUACAAAAUGUUUAAAUGAACAACUCAGAGGUUAAUUUGCAACAGUCUAUCAUAAAAAUCAUGGAAAAAUAGAGGUUUGAAAGUAGUUAUUACACGAAAAAAUGGAAAAAGCAGCAAUGAAAGACGCCAAUAGGUACAAACACUCGUUUCGGCCUAUUCUGAGCGUCGGGUAUUCUGUACACCUUGUAAAGAAUCGUACAUGCCAAACACGACCAGGCGACUACAAUUUUUACACUAUACAGGCGAAAAAAAUGUUAUCUCGCAUUGAUUGAAUUCAGGUAAGCUUAUUUAAUGACUAGUCGACCUUAAAUUAACU
This is a messenger RNA of Mercenaria mercenaria, 1722 nucleotides long. RefSeq names its product matrilin-2-like. Gene Ontology annotation, molecular function: chitin binding. Gene Ontology annotation, cellular component: extracellular region. The record is from RefSeq and is a predicted model, not a curated record. The transcript has 9 exons. The coding region runs from base 86 to 1192 and encodes 368 amino acids. NCBI's taxonomy places the organism in Eukaryota, Metazoa, Mollusca, Bivalvia, Venerida, Veneridae.